Molecule: messenger RNA, 1278 nt
Organism: Penaeus monodon (black tiger shrimp)
Lineage: Eukaryota; Metazoa; Arthropoda; Malacostraca; Decapoda; Penaeidae
Product: astacin-like metalloprotease toxin 5
Exons: 7
Coding region: 205-1038 (277 amino acids)
Biological process (GO): proteolysis
Molecular function (GO): metalloendopeptidase activity; zinc ion binding
Source: RefSeq, a predicted model, not a curated record
CUCAUUCUCGGUCUCGCGCUGGUGCUCUUAGGGUUUCGGACUUUCGUUGUGCGCUGAGUUAAUUUUCGGGGGUUACAGAUUUAGAUUUUUAAAAAGUUAUUUUAAUAAAGCUAUUCGACUAUAGAGAUUGAGAUGUACUCGCUUUAGUGCGCAUAAUAGGUAUAGAGGAAAGUAUUGUUUCCUCAAGUGUCUAUAGAAAGGGAAAUGUGUAAAAUGUCAUAUUUAAUUUUCCUGACGGUGUUAUCCGUAAUAUUUUUUCAAACUGCAUCCGGAGCGAGUGUGUGCGGUGACGGCUGUCCUGAAGCGGCCGCCCCCCGGAGACAGGAGACCGAGGAAAUCCUAGGUUUCAUCGCUGGAGAUCAAGACUUCUUCAACAGGGACCUUGAACACGAGAGUCCUGUCGUCGACUGGCUGGAGGCCAAGGGCGCUCCGGAUUGGGGUAGAAUGAUCAUGUUGCAACGACGUCAUGCCGUUUUGCCUUGGCCGGAUGCUCAGAUUCCUUACGUGGUGUGGGGAGACAGAAGAACGAAGAGGAUAGUGAACGAGACCCUCACCAUCCUUCAGAGGAGCACCUGCCUCAUAUUCAAGACCCGCACGGACGAAACCAGAUACUUAAUCAUCAAAGAGGGUCUCGGAGGAUGCUGGACCUCGUCUGUAGGAUAUCCGCCUAGAGAUAAGAAGGUGAUAAUCAACUUGGGCGUAGGAUGCAGGUUCCAAGGCAAGAUCAUGCACGAAAUCUUGCAUGCCGCUGGAUUCUUGCAUGAACACACCCGUCCGGAUCGAGGAAAUUAUAUUCAAGUCAACUGGCAAAAUAUUCGAGAAGACGCGAGGAAGAACUACGGGAUAGACCUGAGAUACAGCAACCUGGAUAUUCCCUACGAUUACAAAUCCGUUAUGCAUUAUGGGAGGUUCACUUUUUCGAAGACUUCCCGACGCCCUACCCUCGUCCCCAAGCUUCCUGUCGCAGGCGAACUCGGGGGGUCAUCACUCACGCCUCUAGAUAUACGAAGGAUCAAUACCUUUUACAAAUGUAUUUAAAACGAAGAUUAAAGGAUUAUGGAAACAAAAGGAGUUGGAGUUUAUACAUGAUAUAAAAAGCAGAUGUGCGACUUUCUGGAUGGCCGUAUGCGUGUGCUUGGGAGUUGAUAUGACAUAGGAAUGUUUUUGUGAUAUUUAAUGGGAAUUCACUAUUGCGGAUUGUAAGAUGAGGCAAGAUUUGCAACGCCUGUGUGUGUGUGUGUGUGUGUGUGUGUGUGUGUGUGUGUGUGUGUGUGUGUG